AUGAGCGCGCCCAUGGUGCGCAUGCCGGACGGGCGAUUAAUGCAACCGCAGAUCGUGUUGUUGAGAGAAGGUACCGAUAGCUCGCAAGGUCGUGGGCAGUGUGUGUCGAACAUUAACGCGUGCUGCGCCGUGGCGGAUACCGUGCGGACGACGCUCGGACCGCGCGGGUUGGACAAGCUCGUGAGGGAUAAACGAGGUAACACGACAAUCUCGAACGACGGGGCGACGAUCAUGAAGCUGUUGGAGAUCGUGCACCCGGCGGCGAAGACGUUGGUGGACAUCGCGAGGGCGCAGGAUAGCGAAGUGGGCGACGGGACCACCACCGUCGUCAUCAUCGCGGGCGAACUCUUAAAGGAGGCCAAGGCGUUCGUGGAGGAAGGCGUGCACCCGAUGAACAUCAUCAAGAGCUUUCGCGAGGCGUGCGACUUGGCGACGGAGCGAGUGAAGGCGUUGUCGACCUCGAUCGAGGGAACGAGCGCGGAGGAGAAGGAUGAGCUCUUGAAGAAGUGCGCGAUGACGACGCUGAGCUCAAAGCUCGUGGGCGGGGAGAAGGAAUUUUUCGCGGACAUGUGCGUUCGCGCGGUGCGGUCGCUUGAUCAAGACUUGUUGGACCCGAGGAUGAUCGGUGUAAAGAAAGUCAUGGGCGGUGGAAUGACGGACUCGUUCCUAGUCGACGGUGUGGCGUUCAAAAAGACGUUCGCCUACGCCGGUUUUGAACAGAUGACGAAGAAGUUUGCGCAGCCGAAAAUCCUGGCGCUCAACAUGGAGCUCGAGUUGAAGAGUGAGAAGGACAACGCCGAGGUGCGUCUGAGCGACCCCACCAAAUACCAGGAGAUUGUCGACGCGGAGUGGAACAUCAUCUACGAGAAGCUCGACAAGUGCGUCGCCUCCGGGGCGAACAUCAUCCUGAGUAGGCUCGCCAUCGGCGACUUGGCGACGCAGUAUUUCGCCGAUCGCGGUUUGUUCUGCGCCGGUCGCGUCGACGCCGAGGAUUUGCAGCGCGUCACCAGAGCCACGGGCGCGCCGGUGCAGACGACUGUGAAUAAUAUCACGACCGCGCAGCUGGGAACGUGCGAGAUGUUCGAGGAGAUUCAGGUUGGGAACGAGCGAUACAACAUCUUCAGAGGAUGUCCGCAGGCGAAGACGUGCACGCUCGUCUUGCGCGGUGGCGCCGAGCAGUUCAUCGAAGAAGCGGCUCGGUCUCUGAAUGACGCGAUUGAAAUCGUACGUCGCGCGGUGAAGAACGCGACCGUCGUCCCCGGGGGCGGUGCAAUCGACAUGGAGGUGAGUAAGUACUUGCGAAAGCACGCGCGUGGCGUGGCGGGCAAGUCGCAACUCUUCAUCGACGCCUUCGCCAAGGCUUUGGAGAUCAUUCCGAGGCAGCUCUGCGACAACUCUGGGCACGACGCGACGGAUAUUUUGAACAAGCUUCGCGCAAAGCACGCGGGUGAUGACGGCGCAAACUUCGGCGUCGACGUGAACGAGGGGGGCAUUUGCGACACGUACGAGCGCUUCAUCUGGGAGCCAAGUAUGGUUAAAAUCAACGCCCUGAACGCGGCGACCGAGGCAACGUGCAUGAUUCUCUCCAUCGACGAGACGGUUCGUAACCCGAGAAGUGAGGGCGCCGAAGAGGGCAUGGGCGGCGGCGGCCGCGGCAUGCCGAUGGGCGGAAGAGGCAUGGGCGGAAGAGGCAUGGGCGGAAGAGGAAGAGGAAGAGGCCGAUAG
Molecule: messenger RNA, 1725 nt
Organism: Ostreococcus tauri
Lineage: Eukaryota; Viridiplantae; Chlorophyta; Mamiellophyceae; Mamiellales; Bathycoccaceae
Product: Chaperone tailless complex polypeptide 1 (TCP-1)
Exons: 2
Coding region: 1-1725 (574 amino acids)
Biological process (GO): protein folding
Cellular component (GO): chaperonin-containing T-complex
Molecular function (GO): ATP-dependent protein folding chaperone; ATP hydrolysis activity; ATP binding
Source: RefSeq, a predicted model, not a curated record